Messenger RNA from Alosa sapidissima (American shad), 8231 nucleotides. It is a transcript of the gene svila, whose product is annotated as supervillin a. The record is from RefSeq and is a predicted model, not a curated record. Gene Ontology annotation, cellular component: cytoplasm; actin cytoskeleton. Gene Ontology annotation, biological process: barbed-end actin filament capping; actin filament severing; cytoskeleton organization. Gene Ontology annotation, molecular function: actin filament binding; phosphatidylinositol-4,5-bisphosphate binding. NCBI's taxonomy places the organism in Eukaryota, Metazoa, Chordata, Actinopteri, Clupeiformes, Clupeidae.
CUCCUCUCACCAUCUUCCUGUCUUUUUUUCUCCUCCUCCUCCACCACACUCAUACUGUACACACCUGGCUUCCUUUUUUGCGAAUCACUUUCUCUGUUUUUGGCCAAAAUGUACCGGAACCCGUGGAUCAGCAACUACUUGAGCCAUGUCAAGUUCUGCCAAGGAUUUGUGGGGGACACUCCAAACAAACUUGGGACCCCCAAGCUUCAGCAGAGCAGGUCACUCAGCUUUCAGAAGGACCUGUGUAUUGAGGACUCUGCUGACCUCAUCCAGAACAGUAAGGACAUCAAUGUCAAUCUCUUGCCCGUUCUUCCCAAAGUUUCAGAACUGAGGAAGCGUUUUGAGAGCAUCAGCACCAGUGCCAGUGACUGGGAAAUGAACCGGAAAGAGCGGAUAUCGCGGCGUCUGGAGGGGAUCGAUGGCGAGCUCCAACUGUCCAGCUGCACCAGCCUGGUGUCCAACCGGCUCCUCGAAGAAGACACUCCCCGAUACACUCGCGCCAACGAUGCCUGCGACCCCUGCAUGGUGUCCAUGCAGCGCUCCAUGAAGUCUGACGGUGACCUGUCAUUGGACGAUCAGGUACUUGCGUCGGAGCGUCAGUCUCGCCCGCGCACACGCACCGACGUCCCUCCCACCGCGCCCAGCCAGGGUCAGAGCCAGGUCCCGCUCGCCGGCGACUCCAAGGCCGAGCGCAUCGCCCGCUACAAGGCCGAGCGUCGGCGGCAGCUGGCCGAGCGCUACGGCAUCUCCCUGGAGCCCGAGGCCGAGCCCGACUACUCCGCGCGCUACUCCGCCGCCCGCCGACGCCAGUCGGACGCGUCUGACCGCACCGCCACCUCCGAGCGGCCCGCGUCCAGGGAGGAGGAGGAGGAGGAGGUCAGGGGUCAGAGGUCGGCUCGCUCCUCCAGCCUGCAGACGCACGCGGGCCCGGAGCUGGCGACGCAGCAGCAGCAGCAGCACACGCACGUGUACACCCACUCGGCGGAGCGUGUGGAGGCGCUGUCGGAGCGCGAGCGCCGCAUGAACCUGGAGAACCAGCGGCGGGCACAGGAGAGGGGCAUGAUGGGAGGCGGCGUGGGCGUGGGCGUGGGCGUGGCCUCGCAGGACACCUCGUCCUACAUGGACGUGUCGGGCUCCUCGCACAAGUCCACCACCUCAUCGCCAGGGGAUCUGUUCAUUGAGCAGCAGGCGCAAAGCAUCCUGCACAGACAUGGCCCUAGCUGGUCACUGCAGACUGACCGGGAGGGGGACACCCAGUCCCUCAUCAACUGGCCCUCCAGAAUCCGUGGCAGGGAACGUGUUGGCUCUCGUGAGCCACACACACACACCUCACCUGACCCCGCCUCCUCCUCCGCACGCCCACACCUGGCCGCCACCCUGCCCUCGGACUCCUACCUGUCCAUGAGCCGCGGAGCGAGGGAUCAGGAGGACGGCGAGCAGACAACAGGACAGACGACAGGACAGACGGCGGACGCUCCGACGGAGGCGCAGACGCAGGGCCUGCUGCGCAGCCGCAAAGCGGUCCUCCCCUCGGAGGUGCGUCGGCGCGAGCGCAGUGUGGACGAGCCCCGUCGCCGUCCUCGAACCCUCGUCCCCUACCGGCCACCGUUAUCGCGGCGCCCCGGCGACCGAGAUGUCCGAGAUGACCGCUGCCGGUCCGCAGACGACGACGACGACGGCGGCCGCGAGAGAUGCCAAGGCCAGAGCAGACGCCCAGGGAUACCCGCAGCACGGCCACACACUCGCUCCGCUACACUCCCACGCCCCUGCGUUCACACACACCGUGCCGCACGUCCAGGACACACAUGGCAGCCACAGCAGUCCAGAGCCUUGGAGGAGAGUGCUCCCCCUGCGUAUACACACUCCACACACACCCCUGCACCACACACACCCUCCCACACACACCUGGCAGCCUCAGCAGUCAGAGUCUCGGAAGAUGGUUCUAGCCGCACGCACGCGCACACACACUCUCAGCAGCACGCUGACCCACACCACGCACGGACGCACUCCCCCACGGAGGGUCCGGAGGAGCGGGAGACUCGUCUGUCCGUGGCCCAGCUUCGCAGCUCCUUCCUGCAGGGAAACAGCGCCACCCACCAGCGCAAGGAGGAACUCGACGACGACCAAACGGAGGCGUUGCCUGCCGUCACGGUCCCGGCCGCGGCGCCGUGGAGAUCAGACAGGGUGGGGCGUCGCCCCCGGCGAUACAUCUCGCCCACCGAGAAUAGAAAGAGCUCGGAGAGGUUUAGGACCCAGCCAAUCACUUCUUCCGAACGGCAGGAUUCCGAUAGGUCUGCUGUGAGCCCGGAACCUUCCACCGGUGAAGUGGAUGAUGAGAAGCUGGACGAGAGGGCAAAGAGCGUGGCUGCCAAGCGAUCUCUAUUCCGGGAGCUAGAGCGUAGUGUGGAAGGCGGUGCUCCAAAGCCGUGGGCCAGUCGUAACGCAGCCGUGGAGCGCAGGCUGAGAAGAGGGCAGGACCGGUCACGCACCCAGCCAAUCACCACCGAGGAGGUGGUCAUUGCUGCCACAGUUGCUGACUUGGCCCACUGCGCUAACAUCAUUAGCAUGUGUGUUCCCACGCCAGACAGCCGCCACUGCUGCAGCAGUGGAGACGGCCCAGGCUCAGGUCCGGUCCCGGUCCCGGGUCCAGGCUGUGCCCAGCAGCACCGUCUUCCCGACGUGGCGAGCGACGAGCCUGACCUGUCCACGCUCAGCCUCGCGGAGAAGAUGGCGCUGUUCAACCGGCUGGCCCAGCCGGCCCCCGUCGUGCCCCGCGGUCGCGGAGACACCAGGGCGCGCCGUAGCAACGCACGGUACCAGACCCAGCCCAUCACCCUGGGGGUGGAGCAGGACAGUUUCUCUGAUUCUGAUCUGAGUGACAUGGUGGUAGAGGUGUCAGACGACGAGCUUGAACACCUGCAGAGUUCCAAGUUCUCCUCUGCGCUCCAGCACACCACCGUCUCAACGGCGCACGCCGGCGACCUCCAGCUGGCCUCUGCUGCCCCCGGUGGUGGCAAUGGGUACUACGAGUGCACCACCCCUGCCCACGAACCUCCAGCCCCGCAAGGGCCUCUGGACCGGACCCCAGCCCAGGCGGAGCAGCCGUACCUGGGCAGCAGCAGCAGCAAGCGAAGCUCCCCUCUCCGGAGACCAGCGUCAGACAGCCUGCUCUCCCCCAACCCACAUAUACACACGCGCACGUGCAGCCUGCGGCGUACACACACACACCCUCUCACAGCCGUGCCACAGAGCACCUGCCCAGGGCAAAGGCUAAAGGUCAGUUUGUCCAUCUCUGCUUUUCUUGCACUGAUAAACAUAAAUGGCAUCAAAGGCUUUCACACAGACCUUUCCGGAGCUCACAGCGUCAGUACGUUCUGUGGAGGCCCCGUCACAGCAGCAGCCAUCUCCAGCAGCAGGCACACACACACACACGCAGACACACACACACACGCAGACAACACACACACACCCUGCUCACGCACACACACAGCCCGCAGCACAGCAGCAGCAGCAACAUCAGGAGCCCGCGUGGCGCACAGACGGUGGGAGAGACAGAGAGAGGGAGCGAGAGAGGAGAGAGGACGAGGACGAGGACGAGAGAGUCACAGACGUCCAGACGAAGAUGAGCUUGAAGACGUCAUGUCUGCCAGACAGAUGUCCAUCAAAGAGAGGCUGGCCCUCCUGAUGAAGAAUGGCGAGGAUGACUGGAGGAACCGCAUCAACAGGAAACAGGAUGUGGUGCGGGUGGCCAUCUCCGAGCGCCAUGCCCAGCUCUGGGAGGUGGAGCAGAGCUUCAAGAAGAAGGAUGGAGGGAUGAUGAUAAAUGACUUUGCAGUGUCUGAUCAGCUCUGGGAUCCUGUCUUCUCCUCUGCCCUCUCCCUCACUGAUGACAGCCAAGUGGGCUUUGCUCCUCCCGGCCAGGCGAGCCCCCCCUACUCUCCCCUCAUGGAUGACCGGCACCCCUGGAGACGGAAGAGGAUUGGGGAGGAGGCUGAUCGAGUGGAGAUGAGCAUUCAGGAGCGCAAACGACUCAUCUGUGCACAACAGGAGGCAUCCAGGGUCAAAGGUCACGGAGUCGCCAACGACUCCACGCAGUUCACUGUGGCCGCACGCAUGGUCAAGAAAGGUUUGGCAGAUCCUACUGCGCUAAGUUGCCCUGCACCUGCUGUCCUAACCUCAAAGAACAAGAACCACACGCAUCCUAUCAAGCCACAAGAAGAGAUUGAGGUCAGGGGGAAUGUGACUGUGGAAUCAGACAAGAAAUUGGACAAGCUGGAGUCUUUCCUUGACAGGCUCAACAACAAAGUGGCCGGUCUGCCAGAGUCCACUCUCACCGUGAUUCCGAAGGGUGUAAAGGAGGUGAUGCAGCUGGACGACGAGAUCUUCUCCAAGUUCUACACACACACGCAACAGAUCAGCGCACACUCCGCCGCCCUGGAGUUUAGUGGCGAUUUCGACGCCAUCUUCGAUCCAAGUACUCCCAAGUUGACGUCUGAGAUGGUGCAGCACAAGCGGGCGGUGCGGCCGCUGAAGAAGGUGCAGUCGUCACGGAACCCGCUGAAGAUGCUGGCCGCCAGGGACGACAUCCGGCACGAGUACACCGAGCACCGGCUCAACAUCGGCCUGCUGGAGAGCAAGAGGAUGAAGCAGGACAAGAUAAAUAAAGGCUCUGGCGGUUUCUCGGACGUGGCGCUGGCCGGCCUGGCCAGCAAGGAGAACUUCAGCAACGUGAACCUGCGCAGCGUCAACGUGUCCGAGCAGACCUCCAACAACAGCGCCCUGCCUUACAAGAAGACCAUGCUAGUCCAGGUCAAAGGUCGUCGUCAUGUGCAGACGCGUCUGGUGGAGCCCCGGGCCUCUUCUCUGAACAGCGGAGACUGCUUCCUGCUCAUCACCCCACACCACUGCUUCAUCUGGACCGGAGAGUUUGCCAACGUCAUCGAGAAGGCCAAGGCUGCCGAGCUGGUACAGUUUAUCCAGACAAAGCAUGACCUUGGCUGUCGGGCGUCGUAUGUCCAGGCCAUUGAGGAGGGCACGAACACAAGCAGUCAUGCGGCUAGAGACUUCUGGAAGAUUCUAGGAGGCCAGAGCAGCUACCAACCGGCAGGCCCUCCGGAGGAGGAUGAGCUGUAUGAGAGUGCCAUAGUGGAGACCAACUGUGUGUAUCGGCUGGUGGAGGACAAGCUGCAGCCGGACGACGACUUCUGGGGCCGAGUCCCACGCUGCAGCCUGCUGCAGUCCAAAGAGGUGCUGGUGUUUGACUUUGGCAGUGAGCUGUACGUAUGGCAUGGGCGUGAGGUGACGCUGGCUCAGAGGAAGGUGGCCUUCCAGCUGGCCAAGCACCUGUGGAACAGCAGCUUUGACUACACCACCUGCGACAUCAACCCCCUCGACCCGGGGGAGUGCAACCCACUCAUCCCCAAGAAGGGCCAGGGUCGUCCUGACUGGGCAGUGUUUGGGCGCCUGACUGAGCACAACGAGACGACUCUGUUCAAGGAGAAGUUUCUGGACUGGACGCAGAGAGUGCCAAGCAACCAGCAGAACACAGACAACAAGGAGCAGAGCGGUCCAGAGCUCAAACCGUACAACGUCUCCGUGAUGCUUGCGGCCCCCAGAGCUCCGGUGCGGACGGUACUGGACGGCACUGACGUGGGGCGGGGCUACGGCAUGGUGGACGGUGAGGACGGCCGCAGCUUUGAGGUCAGCACGCUAGGGGUGGAGGCGUGGCAUAUUCUGGAGUUCGACUACAGCCGACUGCCCAAUCAGAGCGUGGGGCAGUUCCACGAGGGCGACACCUACGUGGUCAAAUGGAAGUAUAUGGUCAGCACGGCAGUGGGGAAGCGUCUGAAUUCGGAGCGUGUGAUUGGUCCAGGGAAGGAGCGCUGUGUGUAUUUCUUCUGGCAGGGCCGCAGCUCCAGCAUCAGCGAGAAAGGAACGUCCGCUCUCAUGACCGUCGAGCUGGACGAGGAGAGAGGAGCACAGGUCCAGGUGUUACAGGGGAAAGAGCCACCGUGUUUCCUGCAGUGUUUUAACGGAGGCAUGAUUGUCCACUCAGGAAAGAGAGAGGAGGAAGAAGAGAACUCCCAGAAUGACUGGCGUCUGUACUGUGUGCGUGGCGAGCGGCCCAUAGAGGGCCACCUGCUGGAGGUGGCGUGCCACUGCAGCUCGCUGCGAUCGCGUGCCUGCAUGGUGCUGCUCAACGUCACCCGCGCCACUCUCUACCUCUGGCACGGCUGCAAGACGCAGACGCACACGCGUGAGGUGGGACGCACCACCGCCAACAAGAUCAAGGAGAGGUGUCCUCUGGAGGCGGGACUCCACUGCAGCAGUAACGUGAACAUUCAGGAGUGUGAGGAGGGCUAUGAGCCAACCGGCUUCUUCGAUGCCCUUGGGGGGCGGGACCGACGCGCCUACGACUGCAUGCUGCAAGAUCUGGGGAAGUUCCGCUUCACCCCGCGUCUGUUCCAGCUGAGCAGUAGUUCUGGGGAGUUUGUGGCUCAGGAGCUGCUGUGUCCAUUCAGAGUGUCGAGCCAGACCAACGCACUGCCCUUCCUACAGGAGGACCUCUACACAGCACCACAGCCAGCGUUGUUCCUGGUGGAUAACCAUCACGAGGUGUACCUGUGGCAGGGCUGGUGGUCCGAGGCCAGCGAGAGCACCGGCUCCGCACGCAUCCGCUGGGACGCCGACAGGAAGUGCGCCAUGGAAACCGUCCUCCAGUACUGCAAAGAGAAGAAUGAGGUGAAGCCUCCUAAGUCGUACCUGAUCCACGCAGGGCUGGAGCCCCUCACCUUCACCAACAUGUUCCCCUGCUGGGAGCACAGACCAGACAUCGCCCAGAUCACUGAGAAGGAAGCAGAGGUGUGCAAUCAGAUCAUCCUAGUGGAGGACGUCCUGGCCCGCCUCUGCAAAGAUACCUACCCAUUGGCCGAUCUGUUGGCCCGCCCCCUGCCAGCAGGCGUUGACCCACUGAGACUGGAGAUCUACCUAUCAGACGAAGACUUUGAGGGUGUAGGGUGGUAGGAGAAGAAAGCACUGGCGAUGACGAGGAGUGAGUAUGAAGCGCUGCCGGCAUGGAAGCAAGUGAAGAUGAAGAAAGCCAAAGGAUUGUUCUGAUGGACAUAAAGACAUUAAGACAGAAUGCGUGUGUGUGUGUGUGUGUGUGUGGGUGUGUGGGUGUGUGUGUAUGUGGGUGUGUGUGUGGGUGUGUGUGUAUGUGUGUCUGUGUGUGUGGGUGUGUGCACCAGCUUGAGCAUAUGAGUCCUGACUUGUCACUCACCAAGGUGGUUGGAAAGUCAUUCCGGGACCUUUUAACGUGUGACCUUUGAACUUUGACCUGGAUGGAUUGGUGGACUUGCACGGAAUCGGACAGUUCUGUGUAGCCUGGAAGCGAGGGAGCAAAGAAGGAGUAAAGAAGAAGAGGAGGAGAGAAAGAGAAAAAAGAGAGAGAGAAGGUGAUCAGAGAUGGAGGUGUGCCAGCCUCUUAAAAAAGUUUUGUCCUUUUGUUCUGUUUGGUCUGUUGCUUUCUUUUUUUCUUUCCUUCUUAUUAGUAGCAGAGUGAACACUUAGUGUACUUUCAUUUGUGUGUGUGUGUGUGUGAGAGAGAGAGAGUGUGUGACUGUGUGAGAGAGAGGAAGAAAGAGAGAUAGUGAAGAGUCUGUGUGUGUGUGUAUGUGUGUGUGUGUGUGUGUGUCUUGAUUCAUAACAAAUCUUGUUAUUUAUGUAAAGGCAUCAGAGAAAACCUCCUUCAGUGUUGCUCCAGAAUAGAAGGGAGGAGAAUAGUGUGUACAAUAGGAAAUAUAAAUGAGUGUGUGAUGAGGAGUAUGCUUGUGUGACCUGUGUGUGUGUGUGUGUGUGUGUGUGUGCGUGUGUGCGUGUGUGCGUGUGUGCGUGUGUGCGUGUGUGUGUGCGUGUGUGUGUGUGUGUGUGUGUGUGUGUGUGUGUGUGUGUUAAAUAUCAGCUAUGGAUUUCUGAUUAUUUUUUCAUUUGUUACACACACACACACACACAUGCACACUAGAAAAUGAUAUGACUCGUAUUUCUGCACUCACUAGGACCUACUCUUUUGUGUGUGUGUGUGUGUCACCUUCAGAUGUUUAGUGCCUUGCUUUUAUGUACAGUUUUUACCCAGAGAGAUGCUAGUCUGCAUUUGAAAGACUGCCUUUGUGAUAAAAGAGUAUUAGAAUGAAAUGAAUAAACACUGACUAUUAUUAAUAAAUCUAAUGAAUCUC